AUGGGUGUGGUAUCAGCGCCACCAAGCCAUCGAUCUCGGCCCCCCCACUCGAGAAGGCGCGGUAUCGGGGACACAGGACGCAGUUUCUCCUACCAUGCCCCGUCAAUGCACCACCGCGGGGACAUGAUGCUCGCAGGGUCACCUCCGAGGGCGUAUCAUAUGUCUACUAAAAACUCGAGAUGUGCCUCCAGGACCUCGAUGGAACCACACUCCCCUGGGACCACCAGCCCGCCAGUCAGCCCGUUGGCCACUAACUCCUCCAACGGCAUGCCCCGGCAGAGCCCCCCAAAGAGCCCCUCCUCAGGCUCCCUCUCUAAAUUCCACAACAAGGUGAUGGACAAACUGAAAACAGUCCUGCACCUUAAGGAAAACCACCAUGAGGAUGAGGAGCAGCAGCAGGAGGACACUCGGGGGCAAUCAUGA
Scylla paramamosain (green mud crab) is the source of this 423-nucleotide messenger RNA. RefSeq lists its product as uncharacterized. The record is from RefSeq and is a predicted model, not a curated record. Lineage: Eukaryota; Metazoa; Arthropoda; Malacostraca; Decapoda; Portunidae. Bases 1 to 423 code for a protein of 140 amino acids. The transcript is spliced from 4 exons.